This is a messenger RNA of Marasmius oreades (fairy-ring Marasmius), 450 nucleotides long. RefSeq lists its product as uncharacterized. The record is from RefSeq and is a predicted model, not a curated record. The transcript is spliced from 3 exons. The coding region runs from base 1 to 450 and encodes 149 amino acids. NCBI's taxonomy places the organism in Eukaryota, Fungi, Basidiomycota, Agaricomycetes, Agaricales, Marasmiaceae.
AUGCCUGAUCCCAAAGUUCCCAACUGGUCCGGACGUGAUGAAUUUCUCGCCGACCAAUCCAGUUUUCUCAAGCAGAUGGAAGAUCUUCUCACCAGCAACAACCAUAUCCUUGUGGACGCCGGUGCUCGUACAAUUGCCUCUCAAUUGACCCCCACCUUGUCUCAUUAUCACUUUGCGAAGGACCCAGAGGCAUUGGAAUUCUUCGAGAAGUGCUUCACUCUUCUUGAGAAGCUCCAAGCCAUUCCAGGUGUUACUCCUGUUCAUUCGUACGCAUCCCAUUUACAAUUUCUUAAUGAGGUGCAAGCUUCCAUCAACGAAAAAUUGCAUAAGAAAGCGACGAAGACGGUCAAACGUCCUGGUCCUAAAUCUAACGAAUUCAUCGACUCUGAUGCUGACUUGGAUAUUAUUAUCAAUGCUCCGACCUCGCGAGCAAAAGUAAGUUUCUUGUAG